This is a messenger RNA of Pyrgilauda ruficollis (rufous-necked snowfinch), 972 nucleotides long. RefSeq names its product membrane associated ring-CH-type finger 1 (gene MARCHF1). The record is from RefSeq and is a predicted model, not a curated record. Gene Ontology annotation, molecular function: ubiquitin protein ligase activity; MHC protein binding; zinc ion binding. Gene Ontology annotation, biological process: antigen processing and presentation of peptide antigen via MHC class II; protein polyubiquitination; immune response. The transcript has 6 exons. Gene Ontology annotation, cellular component: early endosome membrane; cytoplasm; late endosome membrane. The coding region runs from base 1 to 864 and encodes 287 amino acids. NCBI's taxonomy places the organism in Eukaryota, Metazoa, Chordata, Aves, Passeriformes, Passeridae.
AUGUUGGGCUGGUGCCAAGCGAUAGCUCGUAACCCUCACAGACUUCCAAACAGCACAAGAACACCCGAGGUCUCAGGUGAUGCUUCACAUAACUCUACUUUGAAUGACAAAUCCCCAGGGCGUUCCACAAGUCGAUCAAGUAAUAUUUCAAAGGCAAGCAGUCCUACAACAGGAACAGCUCCCAGGAGUCAAUCUCAGUUGUCUGUCUGCCCCUCCACUCAGGACAUUUGUAGGAUCUGUCACUGUGAGGGAGAUGAUGAAAGCCCCCUCAUCACGCCGUGUCGCUGCACGGGGACGCUGCGCUUUGUCCACCAGGCCUGCCUGCACCAGUGGAUCAAGAGCUCGGACACGCGCUGCUGCGAGCUCUGCAAGUACGACUUCAUCAUGGAGACCAAACUCAAGCCCCUCCGGAAGUGGGAGAAAUUACAGAUGACAACAAGUGAGAGGAGAAAAAUCGUUUGUUCAGUCACAUUCCAUAUAAUUGCAAUUACCUGUGUUGUUUGGUCAUUGUAUGUUUUAAUUGACAGAACGGCUGAAGAAAUUAAACAAGGCAAUGAUAACGGUGUCCUCGAAUGGCCGUUUUGGACAAAACUCGUUGUGGUGGCCAUUGGAUUCACAGGAGGCCUGGUCUUCAUGUAUGUGCAGUGUAAGGUUUACGUCCAGCUGUGGCGCAGGUUGAAAGCCUACAACAGAGUGAUCUUUGUUCAGAACUGCCCAGACACCAUCAAAAAACUGGAGGAGAAAAGCUCUCCGUGCACUCAGCCCUCGGAGGUGAAGGACGCGGUGGUGGUGCCAGUAGCACAGACAGGUACAAACUCUCAGCCGGCGGCGGAAGAGGCGACGUCGGAGGUCAUGCCAGUUUGACACGGACAGCAUUGCUUCUUCCUUGCAGAGUAAGCUGUAGUGUCUGCUACACUACAAAUGCUACAAGAAAGUAGAAAUGACUGUGCAUUUUUUCAGUUAAAGAAGACC